This is a messenger RNA of Arabidopsis thaliana (thale cress), 2614 nucleotides long. It is a transcript of the gene APL4, whose product is annotated as Glucose-1-phosphate adenylyltransferase family protein. Lineage: Eukaryota; Viridiplantae; Streptophyta; Magnoliopsida; Brassicales; Brassicaceae. Gene Ontology annotation, molecular function: glucose-1-phosphate adenylyltransferase activity. Gene Ontology annotation, cellular component: chloroplast. The coding region runs from base 743 to 2314 and encodes 523 amino acids. The record is from RefSeq and is marked reviewed. The transcript has 15 exons. Gene Ontology annotation, biological process: starch biosynthetic process; glycogen biosynthetic process.
GGAGAAACCAGAGCCGUCCGUUUUGUGUAACAGUCACAUGACUCACAUAGUCACAUCACUAUGAUCUUCUCAAUAUUUUUUCUCUUAAAAUAAAAAAAAAUAUUCAAAUUUAUUCAUCAACAAAAAAGUAUACUUUCUCGUGGGGCGAUCACAGGACAAAACCAGAAAAAGUAACAGCUUCCUCCGUCAACUACGCACUUCACUGAUUCAGUCUUCGAUUUCAAACGAUCAACAAACAUUUUUAUCAUAAUCAUAAUCAGAAAAAAGUGUUAAACUUUCUCGUGAGUUUAUAUACUCUGCUAACAAUGCUGUUUAUAAUGGUUUUUGGUUGUUUCUUAAGUUUCUGUUUAAAUUUCGGAUUCUUCUAUCUGGAUCGUUGUUGUUAGCUUCUCAACAUGUAAAAAGUUUCUAUCUUUUGAGGUUUUUUCAUUCCCAUUAUCGAUUUUGCUUCUCUGGGUUUAGUUUUUAACCAAUGUGCACUAGAAAAAAAGUUAAUCUUUAGGAUAUGUUCUUUUAGUUUCAUGAUGAAAAAUUGAAGCUUCAUAGUAUAAUGAUCCUUAAAGCCUGGUACUCAUAAAACCAUUAAUGUUCAAAUUCAAGCUUCAUAGUAAUUUUGAGCUUUAGAGUAUUUUGAAACUUCAAAGAGUUUUGUGUUUUGAGAAUUUCAGGGAUCUGUGUUUGUGAACCAUCUGGGUUUGUGGAAAGUUCGUAGCUUUCGAGGAUUUAUCUAUUGGCUAAAAAGAUGGAUUCUUCUUACUCCUUUGCCUUGGGGACAAGUAGUUCUAUUUUGCCAAAACUCAGUUUCAGGAAUGUAGAGAACAGAUUUUAUGGUGAGAAGAACAACAACAAUGGUUUGUGUAAACGUUUUGGAUCAGAUUUGGGCUCCAAGAAGUUUAGGAAUCAAAAGUUCAAGCACGGUGUUGUUUACGCUGUUGCCACUUCAGAUAAUCCAAAAAAGGCUAUGACAGUAAAGACUUCCAUGUUUGAGAGAAGAAAGGUAGACCCGCAAAAUGUGGCUGCAAUCAUUCUAGGAGGAGGCAAUGGAGCUAAACUCUUCCCUCUUACAAUGAGAGCCGCAACACCAGCUGUUCCUGUUGGUGGAUGCUACAGGCUGAUCGAUAUCCCGAUGAGUAACUGUAUUAACAGCUGCAUCAACAAGAUAUUUGUGCUGACACAGUUCAACUCAGCUUCCCUUAAUCGACAUUUAGCACGAACUUAUUUUGGGAAUGGCAUAAACUUUGGAGGUGGUUUCGUAGAGGUUCUUGCUGCUACACAAACACCAGGGGAAGCUGGGAAGAAGUGGUUUCAAGGAACAGCAGAUGCUGUCAGAAAAUUCCUCUGGGUGUUUGAGGAUGCCAAGAACAGGAACAUUGAGAACAUACUUAUUUUGUCUGGAGAUCAUCUCUAUAGAAUGAACUACAUGGACUUUGUUCAGUCUCAUGUGGAUAGUAAUGCGGAUAUUACUCUUUCGUGUGCACCAGUUAGUGAAAGCCGUGCAUCAAAUUUUGGUCUAGUAAAGAUUGAUCGAGGUGGGCGUGUAAUCCAUUUCUCCGAGAAACCAACAGGAGUCGACCUGAAAUCAAUGCAAACAGACACAACAAUGCUUGGACUGUCUCAUCAAGAAGCAACAGAUUCUCCAUACAUUGCAUCAAUGGGAGUUUAUUGUUUCAAAACCGAAGCUUUGCUGAACCUUCUAACAAGACAGUAUCCGAGUUCCAAUGACUUUGGAUCUGAAGUUAUUCCUGCAGCCAUAAGAGAUCACGAUGUUCAAGGAUACAUAUUCAGAGAUUACUGGGAGGAUAUUGGAACUAUAAAGACAUUUUAUGAGGCUAAUUUAGCUCUUGUUGAGGAGCGACCAAAGUUUGAAUUCUAUGAUCCAGAAACUCCGUUCUACACUUCUCCUCGGUUCCUCCCACCAACAAAAGCUGAGAAAUGUCGGAUGGUAGAUUCAAUAAUCUCACAUGGAUGUUUCCUGCGAGAAUGCAGCGUCCAACGUUCAAUCAUUGGUGAACGAUCACGUCUAGACUACGGGGUUGAGCUUCAGGAUACAUUGAUGUUAGGUGCAGAUUACUACCAAACUGAGUCUGAGAUUGCAUCUCUAUUAGCAGAAGGAAAGGUUCCAAUUGGUAUUGGUAAAGACACAAAAAUCAGGAAAUGCAUCAUUGACAAGAAUGCUAAGAUCGGUAAAAACGUGAUCAUCAUGAACAAAGGCGAUGUACAAGAAGCAGAUAGGCCAGAGGAAGGAUUCUACAUUCGAUCAGGAAUCACUGUGAUAGUCGAAAAGGCGACAAUUCAAGAUGGUACUGUAAUAUGAAUGGAGAGCUUGAAAGUAAGUCCACCGAGCAACAAUCUGAGAUUAAAAAGCAUUUUAGCUAGCCGGUGAAUGAAAAUAGAAAGCUUCGAUCUUUUCUUUCCCGCAGUGCAUCUACAACUAGAAGAACUCAAAUUUAGAGAUAUAGAUUUAGAGAACAAUAAGAAACACAGUCAAGUAUUGAUCAGUGCUCCGGCCGAGCAGUCUUUCUCUCUUUUCACCUUUUGUAUUUAGGAAUCUUUGCUGAUUCUCUUUAUAAUAUUAUUCAAAAAAUAAGCAAACUAUCUUCUGUCAUUGUGCCAC